AUGCAUGCCAGCCAGACCAACCCAUUCAAGAUCAAGCCCAAGACCAAUCUCAAGAGGACCUCAAAUGAAGAAUAUACAACGGAUGACGAGGACUACAAUCUUAAUGAUGAACUUUCAUCAUCCCCAGUUAAGUCCAAAGAUAUACCCAAGACCAAUACAAAGUCCAUGACCAAGACAAACACCAAGGCAAAGACCAAGACCAAGGCCAAGACCAAGUCCAAGACAAAGAACAAGCAUAAACCCUACGCCAACACAAACAAGAUGGUACAAAUUGAUGAUGAAGAUAUUGAUGACUUUGAAACACUUGGAGGUUCACCAGUAUCUGGACAUAACAAGAAGAUAAAGAUAACUAAAUGA
This is a messenger RNA of Acytostelium subglobosum LB1, 357 nucleotides long. RefSeq lists its product as hypothetical. The record is from RefSeq and is a predicted model, not a curated record. The coding region runs from base 1 to 357 and encodes 118 amino acids. The transcript has a single exon. Lineage: Eukaryota; Evosea; Eumycetozoa; Acytosteliales; Acytosteliaceae.